This is a messenger RNA of Papaver somniferum (opium poppy), 630 nucleotides long. RefSeq names its product abscisic acid receptor PYL8-like. Gene Ontology annotation, molecular function: signaling receptor activity; protein phosphatase inhibitor activity; abscisic acid binding. Lineage: Eukaryota; Viridiplantae; Streptophyta; Magnoliopsida; Ranunculales; Papaveraceae. The record is from RefSeq and is a predicted model, not a curated record. The transcript has a single exon. Gene Ontology annotation, biological process: abscisic acid-activated signaling pathway. Gene Ontology annotation, cellular component: nucleus; cytoplasm. The coding region runs from base 1 to 630 and encodes 209 amino acids.
AUGUUUUACUCACAAUAUCCUUCAAACUCUAGACAGCAACUUGAUCAUCAUACAAAUCCCAACACAAUAGAAAUGUUUAGUCGACGUUACCACAACCAUGAAUUUUCAUCAUCAACCCAGUGUAGUUCAUGUCUAACUCAAAUCAUUGAUGCACCAAUAAGCUUAGUUUGGUCAAUAGUUAGUCGUUUUGAUCAACCACAAGCUUACAAAAGAUUUGUAAGGAGUUGCAGAAUCGUUAAAGGUAAUGGACGUCGUAUUGGCAGCAUACGUGAAGUACGUCUUGUUUCAGGAUUACCAGCUACAUCAAGUACUGAACGGUUAGAUUUACUUGACAAUGAAAAUCAUGUCAUGUGUGUUAGUAUUGUUGGUGGUGAUCAUAGGCUUAAUAAUUAUAAGUCUAUCAUCACACUUCACGAAGUCAAUAACAACAAUAAUGAUCAUCAUCAAGAUGAUAGCAGUGACGAUGAUGUUUUUGGGAAUAAAUCAACUAUUGUGAUCCAAUCUUAUGUGGUUGAUAUACCAGAUGGAAAUACUGCAGAAGACACAAGAACAUUUGUUGACACAAUAAUGAGGUGUAAUCUUAAGUCUCUUGCUAGUAUUAGUGAGAAAAUGGCAUUAUUAGUCUUCUAA